AUGGCCAUUGGAAACGACCCUCACCAUGUCAGCGACGUGAUGGCGGAUGCGUUAAGCCACUUAAGUCGGGUGGUGGAACAUCUUCGAGGCGAGGGUGAAAAUGAAGCAGCGAAUGGCAUCGCACGCGACGUCCACUCCAUGCUGGACACGUUCAAUCACACUACUGCCCCCUGGGGGAUGGAAAAGUUCCAGAUGAAGCCUGCACCUGCACCCAAAGGCCCACCGAUCCCACACAGUCGAACCACCACUCCCUCCGACGCGAGAUCCAAUGCAUCCACCUGGGCCGCGGUGGCAGCCACGGACAUUCCGCGAAACAAUCGACUGGUUAAAUUCCGACCAUCGGAUGCAUUGAAGAGAACCAUAACCACUGAAGCCACCGUCCAACCCAAGGAUGAGGACUACCGUUGCCUUUGGAUUUAUGGGUGGACCAAGGAGAGAGCUCUGAGCACCAUCACUGACCGAGUCAAUACCGGGGCUGUCUUCUCCAUGGCUUUUGUCGAAGAAUAUGGCGCGGUCUGCAUCAUAUUCCAGUAUGCCAGCGCAGCCAUGGCCUUUAUGGGCGAGAAUUCUCAGGCGCUUCGGGACUCGGGCGUCAGCUUGUUUGGCCCUCUGCAGACAGUCAGGUACGGGGAGCCGUAUCCCGAAAAUGCUGACAUUCGGCGGAUGGGCAGCCCGAGUAAUGAGCGACGUCGCCUCACCUUCGCUCGUCAACAGCUUUUCACGAAUGGCUUGAACGAAGAGCAGUUUAAGAAGGACCUGAUCGACAUGGUGGGAACCGACAACGUCGAACUGGUGUGGUUGUUCAAUACCGGGAAUGCCACGGUUGUUUUCUCUUCCACGGUGAUUGCACGGAUUGUCCGAGACGAAUUCCUUCAUCGCUCCAGAAAACCGGGACCGUAUCACGAUGUUCACGUGGGAUUCUCGCAUGACCCCUGUGAACGCCCUAUGAAUUUGAUCACCCAGAUCCCGUAUCCUGGAACAUCCCCGCGAGACCGAAGUAACAGCAACAAGUCAGGAUCAAGUGGUCGAAUCAACCAAUCGACAUCUACCAAACUAGGAUCAGGGGCUAUUGUCCGGAUCAGAAAGGGAACCGACUCGGAUGGUUGGCAAACCGUGCAGCGAAAGCGCUGA
Molecule: messenger RNA, 1131 nt
Organism: Capronia coronata CBS 617.96
Lineage: Eukaryota; Fungi; Ascomycota; Eurotiomycetes; Chaetothyriales; Herpotrichiellaceae
Exons: 3
Coding region: 1-1131 (376 amino acids)
Source: RefSeq, a predicted model, not a curated record